AUGCUCGGAGCUAAAUAUGAUUUUAGUCGAGAUCGUGAACGACGAGCUGGUGUUGAUGAUAUGGUUUUCAUGUCAAAAAAUACUGACUCUGAUAUAAGCCAUAAUCUCAAAAUUCGUUUUGAUGUUAAUUAUAUUUAUACAUAUAUUGGUUCUGUUCUAAUUGCUGUAAAUCCAUAUAAAGAUGUUGAAUAUUGUCGUGAUAAUCAUAUGGAAAAAUAUCGAGGAGCUACUCAAAUGGAUAAUGCUCCACAUAUAUUUGCUAUAGCUGAAGAUAUGUUUAGUAAUAUGUUAAUUGAUUCUGAAAAACAAUGUGUUAUUAUAAGUGGUGAAUCAGGUGCUGGUAAAACAGUUAGUGCAAAAUUUAUUAUGUCUUAUAUUGCUGAGGUAUCAGGUGGUGGUCCAAAUGUACAACGUAUUAAGAGUGUUAUUUUACAGUCCAAUCCAUUAUUAGAAGCUUUUGGUAAUGCAAAAACAAUUCGUAAUGAUAAUUCAAGUCGAUUUGGUAAAUAUGUUGAAAUAAUAUUUUCACGUGGUGGAGAACCGAUAGGUGGUGCAAUUUCAAAUUUUCUUCUCGAAAAAUCACGUGUAGUUAGUCAAGCUGAGAAUGAACGUAAUUUUCAUAUUUUUUAUCAAUUAUUAUCAAGCAGAGAAUUUUGUCAACAAUAUUCAUUAUCACAUGAACUUCGUUUUCAAUAUAUUAAUCAUGCUGAAUCGAGUAGAGUUGCCAAAAUUGAUGAUACAAAAGAAAUGCAACAUACACUCCAUGCAAUGGAUGUUAUGGGUUUUUCAUCAGAAUCAAAACAAAGUAUAUUUAGUUUACUCGCUGAUCUACAAGCUCCUUGUGCUUAUUUUGGUAUUCAAAUAGAUUAUUUAAAAACGAAAUUAAUUUCAAAACGACUCGAAUUUAAAGAACAUCAAAAAAAUGAACUAAUCGAUCAAACAUUUACUGUUGAUAAAGCUAUAUUUACACGUGAUGCAUUAGCUAAAUCAAUUUAUUCUCGUAUUUUUGAUUAUCUUAUUCAAGCAGUUAAUUCAGCAUUUCAAACAACAGCUAAAUCCGAUUUAUCUAUGGGUAUUCUUGAUAUAUAUGGUUUUGAAAUAUUUGAACGAAAUAGUUUUGAACAAUUUUGUAUAAAUUAUGUUAAUGAAAAACUUCAACAAAUAUUUAUUGAAUUAACAUUAAAAAAAGAACAAGAAGAAUAUAAACGUGAAAAUAUUCAAUGGACACCAAUAUCAUUUUUUAAUAAUAUUGUUGUUUGUGAUCUAUUUGAAGCUAAACAACCACCAGGAAUGUUUUUAUUACUUGAUGAUAUAUGUCUUAGUUCACAUGCAACAACAGAAAAAGUUGAUAAAAGUUAUUUACAUAAAUUAAGUAGUUUAUCAAAUCAAUAUUUAAUUGUUUCACCACCAACAUUUACUGUUAGACAUUAUGCUGGUGCUGUUAUUUAUCAUUCAGAUCAAUUUUGUGAAAAAAAUAGAGAUAUUUUAAAUAUUGAUUUAAUUGAAAUGAUGCAAUCAAGUACAAUACCAUUUGUUGUACGACUUUUUCCUGAACAAACAGCAAACAUUAAAUCUCGACCUACAACAGCUGGUACUAAAAUUCGUACACAAGCAAAUUUACUUGUAGAAAAAUUAAUGGGUUGUCAACCACAUUAUGUUCGAUGUAUAAAACCAAAUGAGAAUCAAGCACCUAGUGAAUGGAAUUCAUCAAGUGUUAUUGAACAAGUUAAAUAUUUAGGACUUGUAGCUAAUAUUGAAGUUCGAAAAGCUGGUUUUGUUUAUCGACGUGAAUUUGCAAAAUUUUUAAGCCGAUAUGCUAUAUUAACAAAACAAACAUGGCCAAAAUGGAAUGGAAAAGUAACAGAUGGUGUUAUGCAUAUUGUUGAUACAAUGCAUCUUGAUCGACGUGAAGUACAAUUAGGCAAUACAAAAGUAUUUAUUAAAUCACCAGAAAGUUUACAUAUACUUGAAGAUAUGCGUCUACGAAAAUUUGAUAAUUAUGCACGUAUCAUACAAAGAGCAAUGAAACGUUUUUGUGCUGUACGUGUCUAUCAAAAACAACGUGAACAAGGUAAUAAUCUUAAAGUUGUUGUUGUUGUUUUUGGAGGAGAUUAUUACUUUUGUUUAUAUAUAGCUACUGACAUUUUAUAUGGACAUAAAGAACGUAAUGCACGUUCACUUGAUCGUGAUUAUGUUGGAGAUUAUUGUAAUCUUCAUCAACGACCUGAUUUACAACGAUUAAUACCACGUAGUGAAAAAACAGAUUUUAGUUCAUAUUUAUAUAAAUAUGAUCGACGUUUUCGUCGACAAGGACGAUAUUUUAUUAGUACAAAUCAUGCAUUGUAUAUUAUUGAUGAAGAAUGUGUUAAAAUUGGUAGUAGUGGAAAAUCAAAUAAUUCUACUGUUCAAAAAAAUAAACAACAAGAAGGUUAUACAAUAGAAUAUAAAAUAAAACGACGUAUAUCAUUAGAAAAUAUUACUGAAAUUAAAUUGAGUGAAUAUCGUGAUAAUUAUUUUUUAAUUUGUGUCAAUAAUGAUUAUUCAACAUUAUUAGAAUUAUCAAGUAAAACUGAAGCUAUUUCAAUUAUUUUAAAAAAUUAUUUAAAGAAAACUAAUCGAGUAUUACCAAUUACAUUUGGACAAGGAUUUGAUUAUGCAGUUAAAAAACAAAGUUGGAUAGGUGGUGGUACACGUAGUGUUAAAUUUGCUCAUGCAGCUACAGCUGCAUUAAUGAAUCAAAUCGAUCCAAAUAAAUUACGUAAAGGUGUUGAUAUGCCACGUGAUUAUGAUGUAAAAAUUAAUCGUAAUACAAUGACUGUGAUGAUUUCAAGUGGUUUAUCAAAACAAUCGAGACCAAAUCAAACAAAUGCUGAAAAACCACGUGGAUUACAAUUUAAAUCAACGACUAGUAAUACUUCUCGAAAACCUCCAGUUAAACCUCCACGACCGGCAGCUGCAAAACCAAUGAAACAAAAGAAACUUCGAGCAUUAUAUGAUUUUCAAGCACGAUCAGCAGAUGAACUUUCAUUUUUUGCUGAUAAUGAACUCAUACUUAUUGAAAAUAGUGAUGAAACUUGGUGGAAAGCAGAACUCGAUGGAAAAAUUGGAGUUGUACCGUCAAAUUAUGUUGAACUGAUUCGAACACCAAUUGUAAUCAUCAAGCCUAUUCUUUAUGGUAAUACAGCGAAACAUUUUGGUUCAAAACGAGAUUCUGAUGGACAUACACAUAAAUGGACAUUGUAUGUUCGAUCAUUUAAUAAUGAUGAUUUAUCAACAUAUGUAAGUAAAGUACAAUUUCGUUUACAUGAAACAUAUCCGAAUCAUACAAGAAUGAUUACACAAGCACCAUUUGAAGUAGAAGAAAGUGGUUGGGGUGAAUUUGAAACACAGAUAACAAUUUUUUUUGCUGAUCCUAAUGAAAAACCAGUAGUAUUUUAUCAUCAUUUAAAAUUAUUUUCAACAGAUCCAGAUGUUGUUGCUGGUACAAAAGCAUUAGUUAAUGAACAUUAUGAUGAAUUGAUUUUUCAAGAACCAUCUGAUUUAUUAGCUCGUUUGCUCAAUUGUGCUAAAUCACUUGCACCACCAACAGAUGAAAAUUUAGCAACAGAAAAAGAAUAUGCUGCAAAAAAAUUUGAUACAAUAACACGUAUAAAAAAUGCUCGACAACGAGUACGAAAUGAAAUACAAGAUCUAACUGAACGUCUUCGUAUUACUCAAGAAAAUAUAAAACGUGUUCGACAAAAAUCAAUAGAUAAUAAUUCUUCUAUGGGUACAUUUAAUAUAUCAACACAUGAUAAUAUUAAACGUGAAAUAGUCGAUUAA
This is a messenger RNA of Rotaria sp. Silwood1, 3822 nucleotides long. The record is from the annotation of a GenBank genome assembly. NCBI's taxonomy places the organism in Eukaryota, Metazoa, Rotifera, Eurotatoria, Philodinida, Philodinidae.